Messenger RNA from Trematomus bernacchii (emerald rockcod), 832 nucleotides. Its product is annotated as cationic trypsin-like. Gene Ontology annotation, biological process: proteolysis. Gene Ontology annotation, molecular function: serine-type endopeptidase activity. The coding region runs from base 16 to 810 and encodes 264 amino acids. NCBI's taxonomy places the organism in Eukaryota, Metazoa, Chordata, Actinopteri, Perciformes, Nototheniidae. The record is from RefSeq and is a predicted model, not a curated record. The transcript is spliced from 6 exons.
CAGACGCUGGCAGAGAUGGCAGGCAUGAUGACAAGUCUUCUCCUUUUGCUGUUGGCCGGUGUGACAGUGGGCAGAGUGGUGGAUCUGCAGAAGAGAAUCAUCAGAGGUAAAACAUGUGCUGCUACUGAACGUCUGUACCAUGUGCAGCUGAUUGAUGAGAACGGGGAACUCGUGUGUGGUGGAUCACUGAUCAAUAAGGAUUGGAUUCUGACUGCAGCUCAUUGUGUGAGUAGCACGAGGAUGGCAAUUCUAGCUGUGCAUCAACUUGGCAAAGUAAAAACAGUUAAUAUCAAUAUCAACCAUGCUGAAAUAUAUAGAGACGAUAUAGGGACCCAUGACAUCGCGCUGGUGAAGUUACCUAAAGCUGAGAUGGGAUUUGAAAUUGUAUCACUUCCUGACUGUGAAAAUCCUCCCCAAAUAGGUAAAACAGUUCAGAUUGCUGGUCACGGAGCCACAACGGCAGACAAACAUGGGAACAACGUGGGCGGCCCUGAGUCAAAAACUCUCCAAUGUGCAAACACCGAGGUUGUCAUCUGUCCCCCCGAAAGCUGUUCAUAUGCCACAAAUGAAUACGCUGGUCGUGAAGUGGUCUUCUGUUUCAAAAGAAAUCAAGUGGAUAUAAGUGAUGGGGACUCUGGUGGAGGAGUGAUGUUCAACUGCAUGAUUUACGGAGUGAUUGUUCGCGGUUUUGAUGAGGCUUGUACUGGACCAGGAACAGCUAUGAACGUCUGUAAAUACAAAGACUGGAUCGAACGCAUUACCAAACGUAAAUUUCCAAUAGAUUACAUUUUGAAAGAAACUGCCGUUUAACAGACAUGUAUUAACAUGUAUU